Molecule: messenger RNA, 1569 nt
Organism: Lathyrus oleraceus (garden pea)
Lineage: Eukaryota; Viridiplantae; Streptophyta; Magnoliopsida; Fabales; Fabaceae
Exons: 4
Coding region: 271-1344 (357 amino acids)
Source: RefSeq, a predicted model, not a curated record
ACUGUAAUAAUAUUUUAUGAGAUUCUAUUUGAUCAGUGUUUAAUCGUGAAAAAUUUUAGACCGGUGUAGUAGUCCGUUUUACACAUCCUCAAAUACACAUACUUGCCUAAAUGGCCCCCCUCCCCUUUUCUGAACUAUGUUUAGGAUAUUUUGUUUAUUAGUAUCACUAUAUUAUAAUCUUCAAUGGAUCUCAAGUUCACCCCUUUCUCUGCAACUCUCACAAUUUCAUGGUUUUCAACUAAUAAUAAGUUUUGAGCAAAACUUUUGAGAAUGAGAUUUGUGGAAGACAAGGGAUGCUAUAGUAGUAACCAUGGAUCAGUAGUACAAGAUACUCAUAAAGGAAAAGAUGUUACUACUACUAGUACUACUGCUACUGCUGCUGCUGCUAGUGCUCGUGUUUCGAAUCAUCAUCGAAUAAACAUGGGAAAACCGACUCCGUCUAAAUGGGACGACGCGCAAAAAUGGCUAGUUGGUUUAUCAAAAGGCGGAGAGAAAAGCCAAUCAAAAAGCAAGCCUAGAAACUCAAAUGCAGAUGAUUUGAGACUAAUAGCUCCCGUGCCGCAGAAAGAGGAAGAACACGAGGAUGACGAGGAUGGAUGCCGUGAGUUCAUGACAACGACUAGUACUGAAUAUGUUGAAGAAGAAACCAAGAAAGUAGAAUGUGAUGAAUCAAUUUGGAGAAUGAAUAACAAGGACACAAUCCAUGUUCAAUCAAUAUGUUUUCGAGACAUGGGGACUGAGAUGACACCUAUUGCUAGUCAAGAGCCUUCAAGAACUACGACACCUAUUAGAGCAACAACCCCUAAUACUAGAAGUCCAAUUCAUUCAGGUACUUCAACUCCAAUGAGGAAUCAAAAUGGAUUCUUGCAAAUGGAAGCUGCAUCAGGUAAUGGUAGCACAGCAACUAGACAAUGUGGAGAAGGAUCAAGUCCUUGUAAUAUGGUUGAAAAGAAUAUGAAGAUUGAUGAUCAAGCUAGAAAGAUGGGGCCUCUAGAAUGUAGAGCAAUGGCUUGGGAUGAAGCCGAACGCGCCAAAUAUACGGCUAGGUUUAAGCGCGAAGAGAUGAAGAUUCAAGCAUGGGAGAAUCAUCAGAUAAGAAAAGCUGAAAUGGAAAUGAAGAAAAUGGAGGUGAGAGCUGAAAGAAUGAAAGCUGUGGCACAAGAAAAGUUAACAAAUAAAAUGGCUGCAACAAGGAGAAUAGCUGAAGAAAAGAGAGCUAAUGCACAAGUGAAACUGAAUGACAAUGCUUUGAAGACCACUGAGAAAGUAGAGUAUAUAAGAAGGACAGGAUAUGUGCCUUCUUCAUUCUCUUUCACUUUUAAGUUGCCUUCCAUUUGUUGGUAGCAAGUACUAGAACUUCAUAUGUGUAAUUUCUUUUUUUUGUCUUUAAACAAAUGUUUAAAGUGGGAAUAACCACUAAAAAGUCACACAUCCGUGAAUAGUAGUAGGGUUCGAACCCUGAGAAUGAUGUAAAACCUAACGAUAUUAGUUUCUACUGGUUGAGUUAGGAUUUGCCAACUGAUAUGUGUAAUUUAUAUGUUGUAUGAAAUAGUAAACCAUUUGAACCUA